AUGUGCCAGCCGCCACGCAAUGGCACCCCGCCCCGCCCCUUCGUCGGCCGUCGCAGCGUUGUGGGCGAGAGAGCAGUCCCUGCGCGGACGUCGACACGAAUCGGCGGUGGCGGCGGGCCCAACUUGAAGUUCUUGCGGUGGAGUGGAGUGGUGGGUGGCAUAAGUAUAUCAAGUUCUGGCCGCCCAGUCCAGCGUCCCCCCAGUCCAGCGUCCCCUUCUGCGGCCGGAAUCUUGGUCUUCGGGCGCUCCAUGGCCGGCCACGUCGCCCACCCUGCCCCCGAGCCCUCCUACCCGCACCGUACGUGCAGCCAGAGCUGGACUGCCGCCGCGCCCUCGCAUUCCCAGCCCAAGGACCCGUGGCGCAAACGCACGACCAUGUCGUCCCCGCUUUUGUCGGCCUUUUCUCUCCGCAGGCCCGGGCGCUCGCUGAAUCCGCAUGGCCAUGUCAUCACGACAACGGGCCCGGGAGCAGCCUGAGGGCAGCUCGCAGGCCCCACGACCCCCAACUUCCAAGCGCGAGGCCUAGGAGAGGCAGGCAUGGCAGAUGGAGCUCUGUGAUUUGUGCGUCUUUGCCAGUGGGCCCUCAUUGCGACCAGUCGUAGACUUACUUUGGCUCCAGGCCGGCUGGAAAGCGCCAGCGCCAUCGGCUAUUCUCGCGCAUCUUCACAAAAUGACCAUGCACGACCCCGCCAAAUGCCAUAUCCCCCCCCCCCAAACAUCCUCUCAUCUCUCCAAGUGCAAGCACCCGCUCCCGCUGCUCCGGCUUGUUUGCGGACUCAGACCCAGGUGCUCCGACGCUGUUGCGUCGUCGCCUCCUUCAAGUUCGGGUCACAAUCGUCACCGGCGGCCAGCGGCCGCCCACAUCCGCCUUGCAGCGCGGUACCGUACCGAAUCGUACGCUUUUACCGACCGUGUCUCAUGGACCUGGCGUACCACAUGCCAGUAGAGACUUCCAAUCCUUUUCGGGCGCUGCGAGGGAGUUGA
This is a messenger RNA of Mycena indigotica, 984 nucleotides long. RefSeq lists its product as uncharacterized. The coding region runs from base 1 to 477 and encodes 158 amino acids. Lineage: Eukaryota; Fungi; Basidiomycota; Agaricomycetes; Agaricales; Mycenaceae. The transcript has 4 exons. The record is from RefSeq and is a predicted model, not a curated record.